ACAUCAUGGGCAGUAAGUAGAUGUUCCCAAUGCACGGCUGCAGUGUCGUGUCCGCAGGUGUGGGGACUGGAGAUGUUCUCAAUAAUCAAUGAUCAGUACGAUAGAGAGGUAAGCGUGUGGUUGAGUAGCGGGCACAUGACAUGGUACAGAGAUUGUGUCGCAGGCUGCUUACAAGAUGCUUCGAUAUUUCUCUCGAACUUUGGUUAUCUUUUCCAAAACUAGAUAUCUCUGUGUUUCGGCAAAUCAAAGCUUAAGCCUUCCAAGGAAAACCCCGUUUGGUUGUCUUUCAUUCCGUUUCGGCGUUUCCAAAGCAAGUUCACAGUCGAUCAUGGAGAAUGUGGUAACUGAACACAGAGAACAAGAGCUUCUACUACUUAGUGCAUCCUAUGAUGAUUUUGAAGGUGUCAUUGUAAACAUGAAAGACGCUAUGGACCCUGCGGUUUUUGUUGCUUCUCUAAGAGCUUCAAUAUCCCACUGGAGGCAGCAGGGAAAGAAUGGUGUUUGGAUUAAGUUACCUAUUGAACUAGCCAAUCUUGUUGAAGUUGUUGUGAAGGAAGGGUUUUGGUACCACCAUGCUGAGCCAAAAUACAUAAUGCUUGUUUAUUGGAUCCCUGAAACUGCCAAUUCUCUCCCUGUGAAUGCUACACACCGAGUGGGUAUUGGUGCUUUUGUGAUGAAUGAUAAAAAAGAGGUGCUAGUGGUCCAGGAAAAGAGUGGCAAAUUCCGAGGAACAGGUGUUUGGAAGUUUCCUACUGGAGUUGUUGAUGAGGGUGAAGAUAUUUGUAAGGGGGCAGUAAGGGAAGUCAAAGAAGAGACAGGAAUUGAUGCAGAAUUUGUUGAAGUACUAGCAUUCAGGCAAAGCCACAAGUCAUUUUUUGAGAAGUCAGAUUUAUUCUUCCUGUGCAUGUUGCGUCCUCUCUCCUUUGAGAUUCAGAAGCAAGAUUUAGAGAUUGAGGCAGCCCAGUGGAUGCCAAUUGAAGAAUAUGCAGCUCAACCGUUUGUCCAACGUCACGAGCUCUUCAAGUACUUUUCUGACAUUUGCCUAGCAAAGAUAGAUGGGGCGUAUGCUGGGUUUGCCCCUAUAUCUACAACAACAAGUUUUUCUGCUAAACCUGGAUACAUGUACUUCAACACCCGGGACUUUAACCAUCAUCAGAAAUCUGGUAACCAUCCCUAGGAAAUAAUUUUUUCAAAUGGCAAAUACUAUAGCAUUCCUUAUGUAUCAUUAAGUAAUUUUUUAUGAAUGUAGCUUUUCAUAUUUCUUCAUCUUAUGCUUAAAAGAGAAAGUGUAAUUGGUAUUAAAGAAGAUGGGUGAUCUGGCUGAAAAACGAGAUAUAAUGUGUUUGUUCAUGCAAAUAAAGCUAAACAUGAACUCCGCA
Messenger RNA from Nelumbo nucifera (sacred lotus), 1379 nucleotides. RefSeq names its product nudix hydrolase 2. Lineage: Eukaryota; Viridiplantae; Streptophyta; Magnoliopsida; Proteales; Nelumbonaceae. The record is from RefSeq and is a predicted model, not a curated record. Gene Ontology annotation, molecular function: ADP-ribose diphosphatase activity; NAD binding; NADH pyrophosphatase activity.